CCUCACCUGCUGUGUCAGUCGAGUGUUUUGCGCAUGCGCACGAACUGAGUUAAGGCUUCAGACUUGGAGCUAAAACUCUGUACAGAAGAUGGCAUUUUACAGCGGCCAAUGUGGCCGACUUAACGCACUCCUUUCUCUGCGGAUUGUAAAAGUGUCGUCCAGAGACCAGGCGUGUAAACAUUAUUCCAGGGCGACUCUGGGAGAGCACCAGGUUAAAGAUGCUAAUGCUAAUGCUAAUGCUUACACCAGUGCUGCAGCCUCUAGCGAGCAGGAAUUAACUAUAGCAGGCGGUCGGAGACGGGUUUUAAAGGACGUCUUACCUUUCUCGGCGUUCCUCACAGACACGUUUGGAAGAAGACACAAUUAUCUGCGGAUUUCUCUUACAGAAAAAUGCAACCUUCGCUGUCAGUACUGUAUGCCAGAGGAAGGGGUGAAGCUGAGUCCAAAAGAACAGCUCUUAUCUACAGAGGAGGUGCUUACUCUGGCUCGACUGUUUGUUCGAGAAGGAGUGGAGAAGAUCCGCUUGACUGGAGGAGAACCCCUUAUCCGCCCUGACGUCCUCCAUAUAAUUGCGGAAAUGAAGAAAAUAGAGGGUCUGAAGACCAUCGCUGUAACUACUAAUGGCAUGAACCUCGCCAGGCUGCUGCCCAGUUUAAAGAAAGCUGGAGUCAAUUUGCUCAACGUCAGUCUUGACUCGUUAGUGCCAGCAAAGUUCGAGUUCAUCGUUAGACGCAAAGGUUUCCAUAAGGUGAUGGAAGGUAUUGAUAAAGCCAUCGAAUUGGGCUACAAUCCAGUUAAGGUGAAUUGCGUGGUGAUGAGAGGCCUGAACGAAGACGAGCUCCUGGACUUUGUGACUCUGACCGAGAGGAAGCCUCUCGACGUGCGCUUCAUUGAGUACAUGCCCUUUGAUGGCAAUAAGUGGAACUUCCGCAAGAUGGUGAGUUAUGCAGAGAUGCUGGACCGCAUUAAGCAGCACUGGCCGAGUCUGGAGCCGCUUCCUGGGGACGAGACGGGGACCGCCAAGGCUUUCAGAGUACCAGGAUUUCAGGGGCAGCUGGGUUUCAUCACCUCCAUGUCAGAUCAUUUCUGUGGCUCCUGCAACCGUUUGCGCAUCACAGCCGACGGCAACCUGAAGGUGUGUUUGUUCGGAAACUCAGAGGUGUCUUUGAGAGACUGUCUGCGCUCUGGAGCAUCUGAUGAGGAACUUCUGCAGAUAAUAGGAGCUGCAGUGGGGCGGAAGAAGAAACAACACGCUGGCAUGUUCAGUAUAUCCCAGAUGAAGAACAGGCCAAUGAUCCUCAUUGCUGGAGAAGGCAGCCGGCCAGCUCCGACAUUAAGUGAGCCGCAUAGGCAUCCCGUCCAUACUUACCACACCCCUCUGCCAGGCCGAGCAUCGUCACCCUUUGAGAACCCUUACUACCUACACCACAGUGUCCAAGCUAGAGAGGACUUAAGCAACAGCACUUUUACCAUGAAUGCACCAGCUUCGACAAACUUUGGCAUCUCUCAUGAAAAGGAGACGCCACAAAAUGUUUACCACGUCCAUCAGGGAAGGAGGCAGGUUUUCCCUAAGCAAUUUUGUAUUAAUGAAUCUCCUGACUUUGUGUUUGCUUCCGAUUCUGAAACGCACACAGGCAGUUUUGCACGGCUGAGACACGCACACAGACUUGUUGGCUUUAUCAGGCCCAAUUCGCUGAGAGGCAUCCAGUCUUUCUCCACAUCUCUUCUUAGCACUUUAAUCUCCAAACAGAGAAACACAAUGCAGCCGAAUGUAAGGGAGUGUCACAACCAGAAGGAUGCAUGCGAAACCUUUAGUGUAUCCUGUCACACCCCAAACCAAGAGGAAACAUCUGACACGCUCACCCACACUGACGCGCACGGCAAGGCCUCGAUGGUGAACGUAGGAGAUAAAGCAGUGACGCGUCGAACUGCCACAGCGAGCGCCAGCGUUAUUCUAGGCUCCAAAGCUUUCAGCCUGGUCCGUGCCAACCAGAUUGCUAAGGGUGACGCUUUGGCGGUCGCGCAGCUAGCAGGCUUCAUGGCCGCAAAACAAACAUCUGGUCUCAUUCCUCUUUGCCACCCUGUAUCCCUCGACCACACCGACAUCAGCGUGGAGCUACUGGAAGAAGGGCAUGUGGCUGUUGUCCUGGCAACUUGCCAGGCAACAGGCCGCACCGGAGUGGAGAUGGAGGCUCUGACUGCUGUGUCAGUGGCUGCCCUGGCACUCUAUGACAUGUGUAAGGCAGUCAGUCGUGAUAUAGUUAUUACUGACAUCAGACUUUUGAGGAAGACUGGAGGACAACGGGGUGAUUUCAUCGCACCAGCUAAUACUAAACCACACACAGAUCGUAUGUAGCUACAUCAAGCUGACGUAUUCGCCUGUAGCAAAGCUCUUAAAAUUCUUUAUGGUGCCUUUAGAAUUCUUAAUAUUGUAUUCAUACACUUUUUAGUGUUCAUUGCCUUUGUAGCAGAUAAACUACAUCCUGACUAAAAUUCUUCUGUAUUUUUUGACGAGUGUUCAUGAACUAUAGCGCAGUUUUUUGAAAGGGAACUUAGAGUUGUAUUAGGAUUGACAUAUGAGCAGAAAUGUCACAGUGAUGUAAUCACUACGACAGCGUUAAUGACCUGUGAUGUCAAGGAUCCAAUCAGUGUUCUUGACAAUAUCAGUUUUUGUUGUUUUAUUCUGUGUAGAAAUAUUUUACCUUGCAACAAACAACGUGUUCCACCUCAUCUUGAAGAUGCCCAUUUGGGUGGAAAUACAGGAACUGUGUGAUGUAAGGUUCCUGGACCUGGACAGCAACAAAGUUCAGAUACGUUGUGCCAGUCAGAUGGUCUUCGCAGAGGUCUCCAUAUGUGCCGUUAUCUCAUUUCCCCCCCAUCACACAACCACUAAGGAUAUGAGCUGAAACCAAUCACGAUUGCUCAAAAUUGUCAUCCUUCAUCCAUCAACCAAUUAUACAAGGAACCAGACAGACUUUGUAACUUUUGUAAAAUCUACAGUAGUUCUUUUUUUUACUGACAAACAUCUGCAAACAUCAUGGACUUCAGCUGUCAUUAAGCUGAUUACUGGACAUCAGAGGUGAAGUUAAGUAAAGCCUAGUCCUAACUAUCAUGCCCAGUCAAUAAGGUAUCACAUUGUCAAUUCCCACUUAGUUAAAAUGAAUGAUGAUAAAAAUGUGGGUUUACUUGAGCAAUCAUAGUUAUAGCAAUCAUAGUUCCUCCAUCAUAGUCAUAUUCAUGUUUAGAUUUUAUGAGCGAUGAUUUGAUGCACUGAACAAAGAGAAGAAAAUGUCCUAAACUGUCCUCAAAGACUGCAGCGAAUCUAUGGACGCACGAGUCAAGUCGGAAACCAAAGAAAGCUAUAGAUAAUAUUUAGUUGUUUAUAAAUCUAAGCGUUAUUUUAUCGUUUCUGUAACCGUAGUUACACCACCACAAGUUUGCAUUUGUGUGGUGGCGCAUGAAAAACUUUCACACUGACAUGUUGACACUUUCUAAUAUAUGAAAUUAAAGAAAGAUUUUUUCUGAACUGAAA
Messenger RNA from Tachysurus vachellii, 3532 nucleotides. It is a transcript of the gene mocs1, whose product is annotated as molybdenum cofactor synthesis 1. Gene Ontology annotation, molecular function: metal ion binding; GTP 3',8'-cyclase activity; cyclic pyranopterin monophosphate synthase activity. The record is from RefSeq and is a predicted model, not a curated record. Gene Ontology annotation, biological process: Mo-molybdopterin cofactor biosynthetic process. The transcript is spliced from 11 exons. Lineage: Eukaryota; Metazoa; Chordata; Actinopteri; Siluriformes; Bagridae. Bases 89 to 2356 code for a protein of 755 amino acids.